Molecule: messenger RNA, 5600 nt
Organism: Megalobrama amblycephala (Wuchang bream)
Lineage: Eukaryota; Metazoa; Chordata; Actinopteri; Cypriniformes; Xenocyprididae
Gene: csf1ra
Product: colony stimulating factor 1 receptor, a
Exons: 21
Coding region: 106-3036 (976 amino acids)
Biological process (GO): cytokine-mediated signaling pathway; positive regulation of kinase activity; osteoclast differentiation
Cellular component (GO): signaling receptor complex; CSF1-CSF1R complex
Molecular function (GO): macrophage colony-stimulating factor receptor activity; ATP binding; cytokine binding
Source: RefSeq, a predicted model, not a curated record
UGUCAGACAGAAAUGAGAAGUCUGUGUUGAAGGACCAAAGGAUCAGUCCUUAUUUCCUCUGAGACACUGAAGACUGAUAAACUAUUGAACAGGAGCCGCUCUGAGAUGUUUGCGGUCCUGUUCUUCUGCGGGAUCCUGUACGGCCCAGCUCAGGGUUGGUCUGAACCGCAGAUCAGACUGAACUCUGGCGCUCUGGUCGGUACCGAUGUGAUUCUCAGCUCCAGUUCUCUUCUACAUUUGAUCUGUGAGGGCGACGGACCGGUGACAUGGAUUCCCCGACUGGCCAGACACAAAAAGUACAUCUCCAAAGAGGUUGGAAACAUCCGGAGUUUCCGUGUGGAAAGAGCCACGGUGGAUUUUACAGGAACAUACAAGUGCAUCUAUAUGAAUGAAAAUUAUUCAAACGUGUCGUCUUCUGUUCAUGUGUUUGUCAGGGAUCCCCAAGUUCUCUUUGUUUCACCGAGUACGACUCGGCCACCUGUGGCAAAAGAAGGUGAAGAUUUGUUGAUCCCGUGUCUUCUGACCGAUCCCGAUGCCACGGACUUCACGUUACGCAUGGACAAUGGCUCAGCGAUGCCUUACGGCAUGAAUGCAACCUUUGACCCCAGAAAAGGUGUCCUGAUUCGCAACGUUCAGCCGGGAUUCACCGCCGACUACGUUUGCAGUGCUAGAAUUGGAGGGGUUGAGAAAAUGUCAAAGAUAUUCAAAGUAAACAUCAUACAAAGGUUACGCUUUCCACCGUAUGUGUUCCUGAGGAGAAACGAGCAUGUGAAACUGGUGGGAGAGAGAUUACAGAUCAUUUGCACCACAAAUAACCCAAACUUUGACUAUAACGUCACAUGGACACACUCCACUAGAAAGCUGCCUCAAGCAGAAGAGAAAUCAAAGAUGCAGGGGGAUCGUUUGGCCAUCGAGAGCGUCCUGGUCAUACCGGCUGUUCAGCUGUCUGAUUCGGGGAACAUCACCUGUACGGGUCAGAACGAGGCCGGAGCGAACAGCUCCACCACACAACUGCUGGUCGUGGGCGAGCCGUACAUUCAUCUCUCCCCGAAGCUCUCAUCUAAACUCACCCACCGCGGCCUGUCCAUCGAGGUGAGGGAAGGGGACGAUGUGGAUCUUGGUGUUUUGAUCGAAGCAUAUCCACCUCUGACCUCACACCAGUGGGUGACUCCAACAUCCCACAAUGCCUCACUCCCAGAGAACAGGUUUUACAACUACAACGACAGGUACGAGGCACUGCUGUUCCUCAGGAGACUGAACUUCCAGGAGAUCGGCCGCUACACACUAUACGUGAAGAGCAGCAUGAAAAAUGCCUCCAUUACAUUUGAUAUUAAAAUGUACAAGAAACCUGUCGCGACGGUGAGAUGGGAGAAUGUCACAACUCUGACAUGUAGGUCUUAUGGAUAUCCAGCUCCCAGCAUCCUCUGGUACCAGUGCACAGGAAUCACAACCACCUGCCCAGAAAACACCACAGACCUUCAGCCCAUCCAGACGCAGACGGUGGAGUUCCAGAAGGAGCCGUACGGAUCGGUGGGUGUGGAAAGCGUCCUGACCGUGGGACCGAACCGCAGAAUGACCGUGGUUUGCGUGGCCUUCAAUCUGGCCGGCCAAGGCAGUGACACCUUCUCCAUGGACGUCUCUGAUCAACUCUUCACCAGCACCAUGUAUGGCUGUGGAGUCGCGAUGCUGGUUCUGGCGCUGAUGCUCGUCUUCAUGUUCUACAAGUACAAACAGAAACCCAGAUUUGAGAUCCGCUGGAAAAUCAUUGAAGCCACAAAUGGAAACAACUACACCUUCAUAGACCCGACACAGCUUCCAUACAAUGAGAAAUGGGAGUUUCCUCGAGACAAAUUAAAGCUAGGUAAGACUCUGGGUGCAGGCGCCUUUGGGAAGGUGGUGGAGGCCACGGCGUACGGCCUGGGGAAGGAGGACAACGUCACACGUGUUGCUGUGAAAAUGCUGAAAGCCAGCGCUCAUCCUGACGAGCGGGAGGCUCUGAUGUCAGAGCUGAAGAUCCUCAGUCACCUCGGACAGCACAAGAACAUCGUCAACCUGCUGGGUGCCUGCACACACGGCGGUCCUGUGCUGGUGAUCACAGAGUACUGUUGUCAUGGUGAUCUUCUGAACUUCCUGCGUAGCAAAGCCGAGAACUUCCUGAACUUCGUCAUGACGAUUCCAAAUUUUCCAGAGCUGGCGACGGAUUAUAAGAAUGUGAACACUGAUCGAAUGUUUGUCAGAAGUGACAGUGGGAUUUCCAGCACCUGCUCUGAUAAUUAUCUGGACAUGAGACCGGCCACAUCCAGACCCACAAACUCUGUUCUGGGUUCUUCUUUUGAGUGUCAGGCAGAAGAUUCGUGGCCGCUCGACAUGGACGACUUACUCAGAUUCUCCUAUCAGGUGGCGCAGGGACUCGACUUCCUCGCGGCUAAAAAUUGCAUUCACAGAGAUGUGGCGGCCAGAAACGUUCUGCUCACCAACAGUCGAGUGGCCAAGAUCUGUGAUUUCGGACUGGCACGAGACAUCAUGAACGAUUCCAACUACGUGGUCAAAGGAAACGCCCGUCUUCCAGUGAAGUGGAUGGCUCCAGAGAGUAUUUUCGAAUGUGUUUAUACAGUUCAGAGUGACGUCUGGUCUUACGGCAUCCUGCUGUGGGAGAUUUUUUCACUGGGUAAGAGCCCGUAUCCCAACGUCCUGGUGGACUCAAAGUUUUAUAAAAUGAUCAAAUGUGGCUAUCAGAUGUCCAGACCUGACUUUGCACCUCCAGAGAUGUACACUAUCAUGAAGAUGUGCUGGAACCUGGAAGCCGCUGAGAGACCAACAUUCAGCAAGAUCGGUCAGAUGAUCGAGAGGAUGCUGGGAGAUGCACCUGACGAACAGGAGACAGAGUACAAAAAUCUCCAGUCUGAAGAGCAUAGUGACGAACAACCAGAGUCAUGUGACCCUGUGAAGCAUGAAGAGGAGACAAAUGAGACAUCAUGUGACCAGGAAGAAGAAGAUCAGCCUCUCAUGAAAGCCAACAACUACCAGUUCUGCUGAGUUCGGCAUAACUAACUGCCAGAUCUUCUUUCUGUACGUCAAUAAUAGUAGCAGACACACACACACGUCAACAGAGAUCUGAAGCGCCUACAUUCAUGCUAUCUGUGGAAGCUUGUAUCCGCCACAGAAUAAAAAAGAAACUGCGACUUUUUUCUCACAACCGCGAGUUUAUAUCUCACAAUGAUGACUUUGUUUUUCUUGCAAUUGCGAGUUCAGAUCACACAAUUCUGACUUUUUCUCUCGUAAUUCCAAGUUUAUGAGAAAAAUAGUCAGAAUUGUUCGAUUAGUCGCAGUUACCUAAAAAACAGGCUUCCAUAGUCAUCAAACACAGUCUCGGUGUGAUUUACACGCACCGAUUUUGUUGCUCUGCUUGAACGAUCAUGUAAACACUCUCGAGUUUGUCUUCUAAGAUUAAGCGUGUUGUUUGAACAUGAACUGGUUUCACUUCUCUGCGAAGAGCAAGAGUGGAAAAACUCCACACCUCGGAUUUGCUUGUCGUGCGACAUGCCUUUUUGGUAAACGUGUCUUUUUUUGUUACUUGAACUUCUCGGUUGUCGAGGUUGAAAAGCAGCGUGUUCAGCAUUUUAUCAAGAGAAAUAUUAUAUUUGCAAAUGCUGUGUGUUUCACUUCCACUUUGUACUUUUGCAAUCAUUGAACAAACUCACAAACAAACAAACACGAUGUGCAUCUGCAUCACACGUAACUCUCCUAAUCGGGGCGUCAGCUCGGGUUUGCGUUUCAAGCAGGAUCAGUGGAGGUCAAAGGUCAGAUAUGAAAUGAUUCAUCUGCUCUGUGAGCUGUCAGUUUGUCUCCUGCUCUAGUUCUUACUCAAUCCUUGUAGGAAAACAUAGUAUUUUAUUGCUUCCCGCGGAGAUUGCGGUGCUUUGGAGUGAUAGCGCGAGGUCAGCGCAGGUUCGGAGGACAGAUUCACGUCUCCAGCGGGUGAAAUAUUGACAUACUGUUGGUGCAAUAAUGUGGACCGAUCGUUGCCUUAUUUCUGCAGAUAGCUGUGGGUCAAAGGUUAUACGCAUUCUCAUUAACCCACAACCUUAAAAAGCGUUAGAAAUAGCGAGAAAAACAAUGACCGACGACCGCACAGAAACCAUUUUAGGAAGAAAAACCAUUUGCUCUUUCCUGUAACGUAAAAUGAAAGGUAGACAAGUUUCAUUUCUUUUUAAUAUGGAUAUUUACACUGAAAGAUGUUCUUCUUCAGUAUUUUUGACUUGUUCUCAAGUACCAAUUUCAAAACAUUCUUAAAUCAAGAUACAUUUACUUAUGAAGAAAAAUUACUUGUUUAUUGUUUACUGAAAAAAUGUAUCAAAAUUGAGUUUUUGCUUAAAAAAUAUCACUUAAAAAAUAACAUUUUACAAUAAGGUUUCAUUUGUUAACAUUUACUAUUACAUUUUUAAGAUCAAUAGUUGCAUUAACUGUGAACUAACAUGAACAUGAACAUUUUUAUUAACUAACAUUUAGUAAAGGUUAGUAAAUGCUGUCAAAUAUAUUGCUGAUUGUUAGUAAUGCAUUAACUAAUGUUAACAAAUGAGACUUUAUUGUAAAGUGUUGCCAAAAUGUCAGUUGGAUCAGAAAAAAAUAAUCUUUUCCCUUUGAACUGAGUUUAUUUUUCUGACCACAAUGACAGAUUUUUUUUUUUUUUUCCAAGCAUAAACUCACUUCAUUUUGAUAUUGACAUUUUUUCAGAAAGCAAAACUUAAUAUCAUAAAUCAAGGUCCAUUUACUUGAGAAGCAAAAUUACUUAAGAAUGAGAUAUUUGUAAUGGGAAAACAAGGCAAAAAUCUUUUUUAUUAUUAUUAUUAUUUGCAGUGUAAACCCGAAGGAAAUGCAUUUAUAUGGCGGAAAUGUUUAAAGCUGAAUGGAAUUUUUUUUUUUUAAAUUAUUACUUUCGUCAAACUCAAAAAUUGUGAGUUUUGUUCUGAGUUUCUUAAUCAUUUGAAAUGGUUCUCAAAGCAAAUCGUAGCAUCAGACACACACUGCCAGAGUAACUUUAGGUUGCUUAAAAAAUGUGAUUUUUUUUUUUUUUUCCUCAAAGCACAAACUGCCAUAUGUUUAUGUUUAUAUUUUAUCCUUUUUUUACCUUUAUUCUUAUGCAAAAAUUUUUUAUUGUUUUAAGUUGAAUUAUAUGAGAUUUCAAAAUCAUAAUGAUGUCUUUCUGAGCGCUUAUCUAUAUGUAAAUUAUCUAUAUGCACAUCUUUAUGUAUAUUAAUAGUUCCCAUGAUGCUCUCAUUAAUGAAUUCUGCACCAUGGAUAUCUACAGAUCUGUAUAUUUUAGUUUCGCUACCAAAAGCUACUAAUAAAGCAUGCAAAUGUCACAUGAUCUUGCUUUUAUCAGUGAAAUUCAGUUUAUUGAGAGCGACCGUGAGGUCACUCGGUGUCAGUGGAUUCAGCUGCUGCUCGAGUGAUCAAGUCAAACACAAACUUAUAUUUGAGUCUGAUUCUGUCAUGUCAGAUCAAAAUGCACUCAAUAAAUACUUCAACUUGUCAAAGAGUAUUUCUAUGCAUGAAAAAGCUGUUAAAAUAUGAAACGAAAAUAAAUACUGUUGGUUUUC